CUUCUUGCUCCUCAGAUGCUGAGCCUGCUGCUGCUGGUGCUGCCCGUCCUGGUGAACCUGGCCCACGCGGCCCCUGCCCCAGGCCAGGCACUGCCACGAGCGGACAUCGUCGGAGGGCAGGAGGCCCUCGGGAGCAGGUGGCCCUGGCAGGUGAGCCUGAGAUUCCACGGCCAGUUCUGGAUUCAUUUCUGCGGGGGCUCCCUCAUCCACCCGCAGUGGGUGCUGACCGCGGCGCACUGCCUGGGCCCGGAGGUCAAGGAUCUGGCCGACUUCAGGGUGCAGCUGCGGGAGCAGCACCUCUACUACAAGGACCGGCUGCUGCCGGUCAGCAGGCUCAUCGUGCACCCCCAGUUCUACACGGUGCAGACCGGGGCGGACAUCGCCCUGCUGGAGCUGGAGGAACCCGUGAACGUCUCCAGCCACGUCCGCAUGGCCACCCUGCCCCCUGCCUCGGAGACCUUCCCCGCGGGGACGCCGUGCUGGGUCACCGGCUGGGGCGAUGUGAACAAUAGUGUGCGUCUGCCCCCGCCCUACCCGCUGAUGGAGGUGGAAGUCCCCAUAGUGGAAAACCACCUUUGCGAUGCGGAAUACCACACCGGCAUCUACACGGGUGACAGCUUUCGCAUCGUCCAAGACAGCAUGCUGUGUGCGGGCGACAAAGGGCAUGACUCCUGCCAGGGUGACUCCGGAGGGCCUCUGGUCUGCAAGGUGAAUGACACCUGGCUGCAGGCGGGCGUGGUCAGCUGGGGUGAGGGCUGUGCCCAGCCCAGACGGCCGGGCAUCUACACCCGCGUCACCUACUACUUGGACUGGAUCCACCAAUAUGUCCCCAAGAACAUAUUGGCCUGA
Messenger RNA from Sapajus apella (tufted capuchin), 849 nucleotides. Its product is annotated as tryptase alpha/beta-1-like. NCBI's taxonomy places the organism in Eukaryota, Metazoa, Chordata, Mammalia, Primates, Cebidae. Gene Ontology annotation, molecular function: serine-type endopeptidase activity. The coding region runs from base 16 to 849 and encodes 277 amino acids. Gene Ontology annotation, biological process: proteolysis. The transcript has 5 exons. The record is from RefSeq and is a predicted model, not a curated record.